UAGAUCUCCUUCACUUUCUGCCCAGGGCUCAUCCCGUGGAGAUCGAAAAAAAUAUCAAUUAGAAUAACAAUGAAGAGCUUUUUGGUGAUUUUUGGAGUUGUAUGUGUCGCCCUGGUAAGGGCUGAAGUCGUGCAAUUUCAACCCUGCGUAUACCCCGAAGGAACUCCUAUCAACUGCACAGUCCACGAAUUGCGUAUAAAGCCCUGUCCAGAGUCUGCAGCGGCUAAACCCUGUCGAGUGAAACGAGGAACUGAUGCCAGCAUUGAAUUCGACUACUCAACAAACUUUUCGGCUAACACGCUGCAAGGGCGAGCUUACUGGGCCAAUAGCCUGGUGGACCUACCCUUCCUGGGGAUGACAACCGACGCCUGCUUGUCCACCCCCUGUCCAGUUAACCCCGAUACCAAACAGACUUAUAAAAUGAGUCUGCACAUCGACCACAAAUACCCAGCUAGGAGCUACGAUGUCAAGUGGAAACUGUGGAAUCAGCAGGAGCAGGAGUGCUGCAUCGUCUUCCAGAUUAAACUCGUUAAAUGAACAUAAUUUUUUUUUCAAUUCUGUGAAUGUAUUUACAUGUCUGGUCGUUUGUAAACACAACAAAAAUCAAAUUUUCGAACUUGAAUUACUUUCAGAUGAAUCGAUGUGAUCAAUAAUGAAGUGAGAAUCGCCUUUAUAACAGUUGAAUAUUUUUUUUUUGAGGGGAUUUGUUAUUUUUCUUUAGGUCUUGAUGAGAAUUGAUCGAAUUGAUCAAAGAAAUUCAGUGUAACGAUUUUUGAAGUCUUAAAAAAAAUUUAAAGACCAAUUGAA
This is a messenger RNA of Diachasmimorpha longicaudata, 807 nucleotides long. RefSeq names its product MD-2-related lipid-recognition protein-like. Gene Ontology annotation, biological process: sterol transport. Bases 70 to 537 code for a protein of 155 amino acids. Lineage: Eukaryota; Metazoa; Arthropoda; Insecta; Hymenoptera; Braconidae. Gene Ontology annotation, molecular function: sterol binding. The record is from RefSeq and is a predicted model, not a curated record. The transcript has 4 exons.